Molecule: messenger RNA, 3161 nt
Organism: Myotis davidii
Lineage: Eukaryota; Metazoa; Chordata; Mammalia; Chiroptera; Vespertilionidae
Gene: ZC3H10
Product: zinc finger CCCH-type containing 10
Exons: 3
Coding region: 279-1586 (435 amino acids)
Molecular function (GO): metal ion binding
Source: RefSeq, a predicted model, not a curated record
CGCGCAAGUACUGUACACACCAUAGAGUAUAGUUCCGGGUCUGGUGGCUAGAGCGCCAUUUCUUCCGCAGGAAGCGGAAGGGCCGCUGGGUGGGCGGCUCUUUGUCGAAGCUAGAGGACCGGCAGGCGGCAGCAGCAGCAACUACGGCGGCGGCGGCAGAACCCAGCAGUGAUGUGGAGGUGGAGACCCACAGGAGCCCCGGACUUCACCUGAGCUACCUCAGUGGUCACCAAGGGUGGCAAGAAAAAGAAGAAAGCCCUGAUUUGGGGGGGACCAGGAUGCCUGACCGGGACAGCUAUGCCAACGGCACUGGGAGCAGCGGUGGAGGCCCUGGAAGUGGUGGCAGCGAGGAGGCCAGUGGGACAGGGCCAGGCAGUGGAGGGGCCAGCUCAGAUGCCAUCUGUAGAGACUUCCUGAGGAAUGUGUGCAAGCGAGGCAAGCGUUGCCGGUAUCGCCAUCCAGACAUGAGUGAGGUGUCCAACUUGGGGGUGAGCAAAAAUGAGUUCAUCUUCUGCCAUGACUUCCAGAACAAGGAAUGUAGUCGCCCAAACUGCCGAUUCAUUCAUGGCUCCAAGGAGGAUGAGGAUGGCUAUAAGAAGACAGGAGAGCUUCCCCCUCGGCUGAGGCAGAAAGUCGCAGCAGGCCUGGGCCUUUCUCCAGCUGACCUACCGAAUGGCAAGGAGGAGGUCCCUAUUUGCCGUGAUUUUCUCAAAGGUGACUGCCAGAGAGGAGCCAAGUGCAAGUUCCGUCAUCUACAGCGGGAUUUUGAAUUUGAUACUAGGGGUGGAGGAGGCACUGGUGGUGGGGGCUCAACAGGCCCAGUCCCCCCAGGACGACGUCAUGAUCUCUAUGAUAUCUAUGACCUUCCUGACAGGGGCUUUGAGGACCACGAGCCAGGUCCCAAGCGCCGGCGAGGUGGAUGCUGUCCCCCAGAUGGCCCGCAUUUUGAAUCUUAUGACUAUAAUCUGGCUCCACCCCGAGGGGUAGAGUGCAGGCUGCUAGAAGAGGAGAAUGCCAUGCUCAGGAAGCGGGUAGAGGAGCUAAAGAAGCAGGUCAGCAAUCUUCUGGCUACCAAUGAGGUACUCCUGGAACAAAAUGCCCAGUUCCGCAAUCAAGCCAAGGUCAUGACCCUGAGCUCCACUGCACCAGCAACUGAGCAGACUCUGGCUCCUACUGUGGGCACUGUUGCCACUUUUAACCAUGGCAUUGCCCAGACUCAUACUACUCUCAGCAGCCAGGCUCUACAGCCUCGGCCUGUGUCUCAGCAAGAACUGGUAGCCCCUGCGGGAGCUCCCGCUGCUCCCCCAACUAAUGCUGCACCUCCUGCUGCUCCACCACCCCCACCCCCACACUUGAAUCCAGAGAUCACGCCACUGUCAGCUGCUCUGGCUCAAACAAUUGCCCAGGGAAUGGCACCCCCACCUGUCUCCAUGGCUCCUGUGGCUGUAUCUGUGGCUCCUGUGGCCCCUGUGGCUGUAUCGAUGGCCCAACCCUUGGCAGGAAUCACAAUGAGCCACACCACCACUCCCAUGGUGACUUACCCCAUUGCUUCCCAGAGCAUGCGUAUCACAGCCAUGCCACACUGAUGGAGCUACUACUGGACACUCCCAUGGUAUAGCCUCCCAGGCUGGGAUCCGGGGAGUCCUUUACCCACCCACUCGCCUAGCCCUCCCGUGCCCUGUCUUAAGGGCUUAUUCAAGAACUAGGACAAGAGACUACAAGGAGUUUACUUCUGAGAAGGGGUUGGCUGGUGGGUUUUCUCUCACCUCCCUUUUAUGAGGUCCCUCUUGUCCAUCUUUAAGUCUCACAGAGCGGGCUUGCAUAGGGGUGCAGACUGAAGCCAGCAGAGGGGAAGGACUGACUGAGGGGUUGAAUGUCCCCUGAUGGGAAGAUGGGGACAUGCCUGGUCUGGUUCUCUCUUCUCAGCACAGGUUCCAGCACUGGCUUUGGAAGAAAACAGUGCCCAGAGGGAAAGCCAGGAAAGAUUGGGAAGUGGGUGGCCAGAGAGGAGGCCUAAUAGGAGCCUUCAGACAAUUGGGGACGUAGUUGAGUUGGACAAUAACUGCUCCUGGGCCUGUAGCAAGGCGGGGACCAUAGUCAUCCAGCCCAAUGACUAGGGGAGGAUUCAUUACCUUGGCUUGGCCUGGAAAUUCAUAGGGCAGGGCCCACCACUUUCCAAAGAAAUAAAAAAACAAUUAUUUUUAACAAAUGAGGGCAGUGAAAACUUGCUUAGAGUUCCUGUGUGGAAUAUGGGAGCAGUAAAUAGAUGUCAUGCCAAAAUCGGACAAAGACCCCCCCACCCUCAGAGCUGGGAUAAAGUUGGAUGGAGACCAGUGAACAAGGGUAGGGACCCAGAGGAAGACCAGAUGAGACUGGGGAAGGCACUUUGUGAGGUAAAAGCAUUGGAGCCACCUAGUCCAGUUUAAAAAUAGUCCCAUCUGUUCUGGUUUCUAUCUGCAUGACCUAUUCCCAGGUUGCCUUAGUAACCAGGGCUCCUAGGGUCAUUUAGGGGGGCAGGUACUAAGGAGGGUGGAUGUGCUGGAAAAUGGGAAUGGAAUCUGUAUUGACAGAGCCUUCCCUUAUUCAAACAGCACGGUGGGUGGCGGUUGCUGUCUUUAGUUAUGGCAGUUAAUGUCCCUCCAAUCCCUUCCGUAGUUACCAGUGCCUUACACCUUUAAGGCUUGGGAGGUGCUGGGAAAAGGAGAGUUCUGGGGAUACAAGUCUCAGAAUUCAUUCCUUCUCUCUGCUUCCACAUAGGACCACAUUGGUUUUAAAGUUAAUUAAACGUCAAGGCUGAGGGCCCCAAUAGCCAAACCUCAGUUCCUCCUCAGCUCAUAGCUGAUACGGGGAAUCAACUCAGGUGUCUAAUCUAAGGGGAUUGUGGAUUUGGGGGUAGAGACAGUGAUCCUGUGUUCUCCCCCAUCAUAUCCCCUGCUACCUCUUGCUCUCUUGUCUGGUUGAUCAUUCAGGAUAUAUCUGGGGUUGGAGUUGGUGGGCUAGGUCAAGGCAAGGCCAGUAAAAAAGAAAAAAGAAUCUAAAGACUAAAAAUGGGUAAAUACUAAAAUAUUGUUUGUGGAUUUUAGAAACUACGCAUUGAUGAGUUAAAUGUUGAUUUUCUAGCACAAGUUUGGAUUAUUAAAGAGAUGGUUUAUGAAUCUUUA